AUGUUCUGCACCUCUUGUUCAUGUACACUAUCCCGUAAAAGCUUUGUACUUGAGGGCAAACUUUACAAAACAUGCUCUGAAUGCUUGAUCGCUAAGAGAACCAUUAAAAGUGACAGCACCAAUAUUGAAGAUACUUCUAUAAAAAAAAUUUCUUUUAAAAAAAUUAGUGAUUAUAUAACUGAUAGCUUAGAGUAUAAUAAUAAACUUCAUAUUAAUUUUCGCAUUAUACUUGAAGAAGAAAUACUUAACAUUGCUGAUAUGAAUAUUAAACUAAUGGCUAAAUUGAUUGUCGAUGAAAUCGAAAAGGCAGAUGUUUAUAAUUGGACUGUUAUUAGUGUUUAUGUUUCUCAUUUAAAAAGUGGAUAUUUAUUGUUGAUAAAAAAAUAG
Messenger RNA from Dentiscutata erythropus, 387 nucleotides. The record is from the annotation of a GenBank genome assembly. Lineage: Eukaryota; Fungi; Glomeromycota; Glomeromycetes; Diversisporales; Gigasporaceae.